AUGGAACGAUCAUCUUCUCAAAGAGACCUUCGAGCUGAGCGAUUAUCGCGAACUCCUUACUCAAGACCUGAACCCACGCGAUUGAGGAAAUCAGCUUCCAUGACUCCACUUGCAACGCUCAAAUCAAUAGUCAAUUACGUUUCAUCCCCAUUCACAAGAUCAUCAAAUGUGUUACCGACACACAACAAUGAUCUCGAUGUGAGAAUUACUGAUGUCGAUCAGAAAUCUGAAUCUGGCUCAGAAGAUGAAUGGAAUGGUGAUGCACCUGAACCAAUGCAAGGUCAAGACGUAUUUUCUCUUGCUUCUGCGGCAGGAAGACAAGGUGAAGAAUUUGAUGAAAGAGCUGCUGAUUGGAGAGCUAAAGGUGAGAAACCGGGCGGAAGAAGACAGUUAACUAGAUUAGGUCUAGAAGCAAAAUCUACAGUCAACGACUUAGGCCCACCGACACCUACCGCACCGGGACAUUUCAAUUUCUUAAAGUCAUCGCCAUCAAUGCCAGUCCUUUCGUCUACCAAUUCAUCAUCUUCACCGCAAACGAAACCCUCUUCAACAAUCAAGCGAGCUAUAUCACCACUUGUGCCUACUUCAUCCGAGAUCAAACAUUCAACUCUUCCUUCUCGUACACCUAUACCAUCUUUUGAAAGGAAUUCUCCCGCUACACCAGCUGCAGGUGUGAAUGGACUUUCUUCUUCAGCUUCUUCAGUAGCCCUUACAGCUUUCCUCGAAGCCAAGAAAGGUCAACAAAUGACAUCAGAAGAUAUCAGAGUCAACGAAACAUUGACUGAGAAUAUGAAAGCCGAAUCUCACAUCGGGAGUCCAACUAUAUCUGGCACGUCUCAGAAAUAUGGUGGAUGGGCGGCAGGAUCAUAUUCCUCUGGUAUCAAAUCAUCUCAAACAUUUGAUUCCCUCACCUUUACUCCUGCUAAACAAACGAAUGGAAAUAACCCAAAUACGCCAGGAACAGUGUUCUCAAUUGGUACAGGACCCAUCCUGACGCAACAACCUAGUCCGUAUAGACAAAGAUAUCUCGGACCUGGAAUGUCACCGAGAAGAAUGUUCCCCCAACACAAUAAAUCUUCCCUCAAACCUCUCUUUAACUUCGGUUCAACCGAAGAGGAUGGUAUUACGAAAGGAAAGAAACGGAAAGUGGGCGAGGAAGAGGAAAUGGAUAUUGAUCAAACCUCAUCAAGUACUCACUCGUCUGGUCUUUCGAAAGGUCUUUCAUCCAGCUCUUCCAUGCCUUCUCUCUCUUCUCUCGCGAGUCCCAUCAUAGCAGAUAAGGGCAAAAACAAGCUUUCCGCACCUUCACACACUCCUGCUAGACCGUCUCCCCUCAGUCGAAAUAUCGCUUCUCCAGGUUCCGUGACAUCCACUCCAGGCGGCGAGCAAGCUAGGCGGAAAGCCGAAGCUGAAGCGCUGGGCAAGAAACGUGCUGCAGAAAUAAUCAUGGAUAUAAUAGAUGAAGAAAUUGGUCCUGUUAUACCAACCAGAAAAGCUGAACCAGUAAUUUUCAAUCCUUAUGAUCGAACUUCCCUCAAUCCGUCUCCAGCCCCUGCUGUGCCUACAAGUCAAGCGAGUACAGCCUACGCGGGAUCUACACCCAGGAAAUCAAGUCUGAAAUCUUCAACAAGCUCGCCAGCUAGAAGAACGCCCACAAGAGGCGCUGCUGCUAAAUUGGAAUUGCAUAAGGAAGCGAUGAAAGGUAGUAAACCUCUUACUACAAUAGAGAGGAUAAAAGGUGUCCGACCGUGGGAAAAAGGAGAAUCACCCUCAAAAUCCAGCAGUCAAAUCGAAACGCCUCCACCAGACGAAGACAUCAUUGAGAUUGAUGAACUGUUCGAUGAAUCACAACCACCUUCUGAGAUCAACUCACCGGCACCGCCUUCACCUCAACCUAUCGUGCGAUCGGCUUCUUCUAAUAUCCCAACAGCUGAAACAUUCAAGCCUUUUAAUCCUCCUUCGAUCACCUUCAACACGCAACCAUUGCCAAAAUCUCAACCUGUGCCUACAAUUGGAUCAUUCGAUUCUCCAACCAGAGACUCAAUCAUAUCAUCUUCCCAAACAUCGAGUGACAACCUAAUUUCUAAACCCACUUUCACGUUCUCAAAACCAGCUUCAGCUGAAUCAAAGGAAAUUGAUGAUGUACCUCGAACUGGAGAAGAGAAAAAGACAGAACCUAGAUUAGAUACAAGUAAGAUCUACUUGUCAGCGAAAGAUUCAGCGUUGAAAAUCGAUAAACCAGCUUUACCAUUCUUUACAUUCACUUUACCUUCAGGUUCUCUUAGUUCAGCUAAGAAGGAAGUUUUGGAAGAAGCCAAAAGGAGAAUUUACACAGCGUUCACUUUCACUCUCACUCCAAGAUCGACCAUCACUCCCGCAUCCACUGGAAUUGCGCCUUCAACUGAAUGGACAUGUGAUCUUUGCAUGUUGAAGAACCCAGCUACGGCAACCGAAAAAUGCGAGAUUUGUGAAACACCCAAACCGGAUAAAUCAGCCUCGGCUGCCACUGCUACCCCAUCAAUCUCGUUCGGAUUAACAUCUAACCCUAAUACUGCUUCAGCCAGUGGGGAUUGGACGUGUCCUUUGUGCAUGUUACAGAACCCAGCUAGUGCGACUGAAAAAUGCACAGUCUGCGCAACUCUCAAGCCCGGUCCGAUCACAUCCACCAGCGGCAGUGGAUUUGGCGGGUUUAGUGGAUUCGGACAAGGUCAAAAUCCAGCUGAAGCCCAAAAGAAGAGUGGUGAGGAUGGAGAAUGGACUUGCUCAUUGUGCAUGUUGAAUGAUCCAGGUAGUGCAAAGGAGAAGUGUACCGUUUGUAAAACAUCAAGGUGA
This is a messenger RNA of Kwoniella shivajii, 2832 nucleotides long. RefSeq lists its product as uncharacterized. Bases 1 to 2832 code for a protein of 943 amino acids. NCBI's taxonomy places the organism in Eukaryota, Fungi, Basidiomycota, Tremellomycetes, Tremellales, Cryptococcaceae. The record is from RefSeq and is a predicted model, not a curated record. The transcript is spliced from 4 exons.